This is a messenger RNA of Helianthus annuus (common sunflower), 1364 nucleotides long. Its product is annotated as probable sugar phosphate/phosphate translocator At3g11320. Gene Ontology annotation, molecular function: antiporter activity. Gene Ontology annotation, cellular component: Golgi apparatus. The transcript has 4 exons. Lineage: Eukaryota; Viridiplantae; Streptophyta; Magnoliopsida; Asterales; Asteraceae. Bases 98 to 1036 code for a protein of 312 amino acids. The record is from RefSeq and is a predicted model, not a curated record.
CCUGUACAAGUAGCCAGACUGACCGCCGGUUGCCCGAUCAUCCAAUGCAUUAGCAAUUUAGCAUUAAUCAUAUAUGCAGAUUUGAUCCAAUUCAUAAAUGUCAGCAACAAAGAGCACCCGAGUUUUCACAGUGGGGCUGGUGACAUCAUGGUACUCAUCAAACAUAGGUGUUCUGUUGCUGAACAAGUAUUUGCUGAGUAAUUACGGGUUCAAAUACCCGAUAUUUCUCACCAUGUGUCACAUGACAGCAUGUGCCUUGUUUAGUUACAUUGCAAUUGCGUGGCUUAAGCUGGUGCCCAUGCAGACGAUCCGGUCUCCUGUUCAGUUUGUUAAAAUAUGUGGUUUGAGUUUUAUUUUUUGUGGGUCUGUUGUGAGUGGGAAUAUCUCCCUUAGGUACUUGCCUGUGUCGUUUAAUCAGGCGGUUGGUGCUACGACCCCAUUUUUUACUGCGGUGUUCGCCUAUUUGAUGACUAGGAAGAAGGAGGCUUGGGUUACUUAUGCUACUCUUGUUCCUGUUGUUAUUGGUGUUAUCAUUGCUAGUGGGGGGGAGCCUAGUUUUCAUCUGUUCGGAUUUAUAAUGUGUGUCGGUGCUACCGCUGCUCGAGCUUUGAAAACAGUUGUUCAAGGGAUAUUGCUUUCUUCGGAAGGGGAAAAGCUGAACUCCAUGAAUCUGCUUCUUUACAUGGCUCCAAUUGCUGUUGUGCUUUUGCUUCCUACAACACUAUACAUGGAAGAGAAUGUUGUUGGCAUAACAAUAGCACUUGCUAGACAAGAUUUUGGGAUUGUUUGGUUGUUGCUUUUCAACUCUGCACUUGCCUAUUUUGUCAAUUUAACCAACUUUUUGGUCACCAAACACACCAGUGCUCUUACUCUUCAGGUGCUAGGAAACGCGAAGGGGGCGGUAGCAGUGGUUGUUUCAAUACUGAUCUUUAGAAAUCCUGUUUCUGUAACCGGGAUGGCUGGAUACACACUCACAGUGUUCGGGGUUAUUCUUUACAGCGAAGCCAAGAAGCGUAGCAACAAAUUACCGUUAUAACCUUAACUAGAACCUUAGAUGAUCUGUUUGGUCUAGAUUUGGGUUUAUAUCAUUACUGCUGAUGCUGUCAUCUUCUUCCCCGUCUUGUCCUCUAUAUUCAUUUUGAUAUCAUUCGGCUCAAAAUCUCGGAUCAGAGACCACGAAGCUUUAACCGUGUAACCGGCAUUAUGAAAGUUUCAGUCACAUGUGUUUACGGCUCAGUAAAAGAUUGUAGUAUUGACCCCUUCAAGAAACAUGUUAUUUAAACUUACAGAUUGACUUGGUUCUUGUGUACUGCAGCAUCCCUUGUGGAAAAGAUUUUUACCUUUUUACUAAUUAAUUAUUAACU